AUGGACUCGGUCGGAUGCGUCUACUCGCACACGAGCAACACUGUCGUCCCGACCAGCCUCCGUCCGCACCCGCACACCACCGCCGAGCGACUCGCCACGCUGUACAGCAAGGUCAAAGACGACAUCGCGGUUCUCGUCGCCGCCGUCGUCGACUUUGAGCAUGGCGAGCACGCCGUGCCGGACCGCUUCGAGCUCGUCUCGACGUCGAGCGGGUACAAGCUGCUGUGCGAGCGUCGCGCGCCUGGGCAAGUUGAGCAGCGGUGGGUCUGGUCGCACGAGGGCGAGCGCGUCGACUGGGCGAGGUGCAGGUGGAGAUUCGAGCUGCGCAGCGCAGACGAGGCGCCGGCCGAGCUUGAGGACGGCUCGAGCGCGUGA
Molecule: messenger RNA, 375 nt
Organism: Rhodotorula graminis WP1
Lineage: Eukaryota; Fungi; Basidiomycota; Microbotryomycetes; Sporidiobolales; Sporidiobolaceae
Exons: 4
Coding region: 1-375 (124 amino acids)
Source: RefSeq, a predicted model, not a curated record